Messenger RNA from Coturnix japonica (Japanese quail), 945 nucleotides. It is a transcript of the gene PFN4, whose product is annotated as profilin family member 4. Gene Ontology annotation, cellular component: cell cortex. Gene Ontology annotation, molecular function: actin monomer binding. Lineage: Eukaryota; Metazoa; Chordata; Aves; Galliformes; Phasianidae. The record is from RefSeq and is a predicted model, not a curated record.
CGCCUCCUGCGGUUGUGAGGAACAGAACCCAGAAGUACAAGUAACUUCAGAGGGGUUUGACAGGCUUGCAAAGAGGGUCCUUCUACUGCUGGUCUAUUCUGCUGCUCUGAGAACUGAAGGCGAAAUGUUCCAACUUCAGGUUUUGCUGAGGGAAGGCCUCAUCAGAACAAAGCAUGUGGAGAACGCAGCUGCCAUCAGCAUCUGUGAAAGGGAAGUCUGCGCUUCCACCUCUGGCUUCCAUGUGCCACCAGAGAACGCUAUAAACCUCAUCUAUGCUUUCUACAAGAACUUGCUGCAAGUUAGAAAGGAAGGCCUCUACUUCAUGCAGAAGCACUAUAAGUGUGUCCGAGCAGAUGAGGAUUCCAUCUAUCUUAAAAAUGCAGAUGGAGGCCUCAUAGCGGUGAAGACAAAUGCUUUCAUCCUGAUUGCUACGUACAGAGCGGGCAUGCAUGCCAGUGUGUGUGUGGAGGCUGUGGAGAAACUCGCGGAUUACUUAAGGGAGAAGGGGAGAUGAAUCAGCAGAAAACUCCAACUCCAUCAAGCUCGGAAGGACUGUUCACCAGGACAACCAGUGCAGAAAUCUGACAUAUUGUCCAAUUCCAACUUAUAAAGCACCUGCUGUUUUACUUCAUUCCAGCUGCAGAGUGGAGGCCCUUUCCUUCUGUUUUUCUUUCAAGAACUCCUGAAGGUUCACAGCUCCCCAGAGGAGCACCCUCUGCAUGUGUCAUCCAAGUUUCUGAACAGAGUUUAGAGUUAUGUCCACAGGAUUUGGCUUAAGAUGCUUUCCUUAGUCUCUUGGAUGCUGUCUUUUAGUUUGUUUCCAGAUAAGAGGGUUAUGAAUCUUCCUGUGCAAAAUAACUUCACUCAUAGUGUUUCUCUACAGCAUCACAGACUUUCAGAUUGCUCUGUACAUCUCUGAAUAUUAAAAACAGUACACAUUUUUCA